Cyprinodon tularosa is the source of this 495-nucleotide messenger RNA. RefSeq names its product relaxin-3-like. The coding region runs from base 52 to 393 and encodes 113 amino acids. NCBI's taxonomy places the organism in Eukaryota, Metazoa, Chordata, Actinopteri, Cyprinodontiformes, Cyprinodontidae. Gene Ontology annotation, molecular function: hormone activity. Gene Ontology annotation, cellular component: extracellular region. The transcript is spliced from 2 exons. The record is from RefSeq and is a predicted model, not a curated record.
UUGGUGGAGGCUGUAUUUAUAACGGCUGGCCAGGACAGGUGUAGACUGAAGAUGAACAACAUGAGAUCAUCGCUCCAGCUUGCCGCUGUAUUGCUCUGCGUGCUGUGUGCGGCACACGUUCAGGCUCAGGAGAAGAGGAACUCGCUGAGGCUCUGUGGCCGGGCCCUGGUGCGAGCUUUGGUGUUCACCUGUGGGGCGUCCAGAUGGAGAAGACAGCUGGAGGAGACGGGGUUCUUGCCAGACGUUUUUGGGGCAGAAAACCAAGAAGAGACAGACUUCCUGAAGGCAAGUGAUGCUCCAGUGGAUUAUCAUCGGAGGGACCAGGACCAAGCUCUGAUAACAACAUGCUGUCAAAAAGGCUGCAGAAGAAGUGAGCUGUCCAUGCUGUGCUAGAGAGGACGCUGUCGCUCUAAAAUGUCAACAUUUGAGUCCAAAAAGGUUUCUGUAAUUCUAUGAUUUACCUUUCUAAGCAGAGAAUUAAAAAAGCAUCAUGAA